CCCGCACCCGAUUGCCUCCGCCUCGUGCAAUGCUACAGCCCAACAAUGAUUGAAGUGCUGCAGAUUAACAUCGGGAAAAGCAGGAGCGCUCAAGAUCUUGCGCUCCAGCGUAUGAGAGAGGAAGGUGUCGACGUGAUGUUUGUGACGGAGAUCUACUCAGUCCCGGUCAAUAACGGCAACUGGGCGUCUGAUGAGGAACUUAAGGUGGCGAUUGUCACCAGCGGCCAACGGUUCCCCAUCCAGCGGGUGCGAAGCGUCCAGCAUCCCGGAAUUGUGGCGGCCGAGGUAGCUGGUAUCGUGUUUAUCUGCUGCUACAUUCCGCCAUCGGUUGGCCUACCGGACUCCGAGCGGCAGAUGGACCGGGUGGAGGUGCUAGCGAGGGGUCACCCUUGUGUCGUCUUAGCCGGAGACUUCAACGCAUGGCAUAGUGCCUGGGGGAGCGAGCGGGCCAACCUUAAGGGUGAGGCACUCCUACAGACGGCGACGGGCCUCGGAUUGGAGGUCCUGAACAGCGGUACUGAGCCGACGUUCCUGGGUAAGGGCGUGGCUCGGCCCAGCAGGGUGGACGUUGCCUUCGCAAGUCCAUCGUUCUGCCGACCGGAUGGAACAGCGGAGGUCAUCAGCUCCUGGAGGACCCUUGCCUGCUACUCCUACAGCGACCACUGCUAUAUACGGUUUGCGGUCGGGCAGCAGUCUCGUGUUGACCAGCGGCCCGGACGGGGCACUCAGGGGCUGGAAGGCGUCGAAGGACGGGAGGCGGGUACUCGCUGGCGAACUCGCCAGUUUUGCCCCCAUACUUUCGAGCUAGCGCUUGAGGCAACCCGCUUUGCAGAUCGAGUAUUUGAUGCAGCAAGCCUGGGAAGGGCGCUUACACAGGCCUGCGAUGCUACCAUGGCGAGGAUCGGGCACUCCCAGCGGAAGAAAUGCAACGUCUAUUGGUGGACCCCAGCCAUUGGGGAGCUGACCGAGCGCUGUCGGUUGGCCCGAGAAAGGCAGAGCAUGGCCUCGGACGAGACAUCAGUCGAGCUGGCUUCGGAGGAGCACCUGGAGGCGCGUGCUGCCUUAAAGGCGGCAAUUAAGGCCAGCAAAGCGCAGCAGUUCGACGAGUGGCUGCGGGCCUUAGCUGCGGACGAGACGGGACAUUGGUUCCGGCAGGUCCUUCUGCGGUUUCGGGGCAGCUGGACGGCGCGAGAACGUGACCCAGCGGUACUGCAGCGGAUCGUGGAGGAGCUGUUUCCGGAGCAUCCCCCGGUAGAGUGGCCGGACGUCGAGCCUUCGGAAGGGGACACUUCAGUCCGUCCGAUCAGUCGCCCGGAGUUACAGGCGAUAGCGAGCGAGCUGCAUCCGCGGAAAGCGCCUGGCCUGGAUGGUGUGAUAGCGAAGGUUUUCGAGCGGACGAUACUCGACAGGCUGAACAAGCAUCUCGAGAAUCCGGAGUCGCCUCAGCUGGCGGAGAACCAGUUCGGCUUCCGGAGAAAUCGAAGCACCUUGCAGCCGAUUCAGAUGGUGGUGGAAGCAGGCGAACGCGCGAUGUCCUUCGGCAGGACGAACCAGCGGGAUAAACGCUGCUUGAUGGUUGUGGCGUUGGACGUAAAAAACGCCUUUAACUCUGCCAGUUGGCAGGCGAUGGCGAUGGCCCUGCGCGAGAAAGGGGUCCCAGCGCAGCUGCAACGCCUUCUCCGCGACUAUUUUACCGACAGGGAGCUGGUGUAUGAUACCCAUGAUGGCCCGGUGUCACGUCGGGUAACGGCAGGCGUUCCACAGGGGUCAAUCCUUGGCCCGACUCUGUGGAACGUCAUGUACGACGGCGUGCUGCGUAUCCAGCUCCCCGAAGGGGCCAGUGUAGUCGGCUUUGCGGACAACAUCGCCAUCCUGGCCGAGGGCUGCACACCAGAGGAGGCGACGACGGUUGCCGAGACAUCGAUCGACGCGGUGAUGGGGUGGCUCGAGGAACGUCAUCUUAGCCUCGCCCCCCAUAAGACCGAGGCGGUCUUAAUCUCGAGCCUGCGACGAGGACGAAUGGAGGUUCCGGUACGCGUCGGCGAGGUCACCUGCAUGACUAGGAGGUCGAUCCGCUACCUGGGUGUCCAGCUUCAAGCGAAGCUAUCGUGGAGACCGCAUGUGGAAGCGGCCGUGGACAAGGCCCUCCGUGCGGUGGCGGCUGUCACCUCGGUGAUGAGGAAUCACAGGGGCCCCCAGAUGGCCAAGCGGCGAUUGCUGGCUGGAGAGGCUGAGUCCGUCAUCCGCUACGCCUCGCCCAUCUGGGCAAAGGCAACGGACCUGCAGUGGUGUCGGAGGAAACUCGCCCAAGUCCAGAGGCCGUUGGCUCGUAGAGUGACGAGUUCUUUCCGCUCAGUAUCCUACGAGGUGGCAGUGGUGAUGGCCGGUCUGGUACCCUACCGCCUUAUCAUCCAAGAAGACGCAAGGUGCCACCGUAGGCUGUUGGCCGAACCUGACACCAGCAGGAAGGAGGCACGAGCGACGGAGCGAGCGGCCACGAUGACCGAGUGGCAGGACGAGUGGGACCGUGCGGCGGCAACACCAUCGGCCAGCCGCUACUUGACGUGGGCGCACAGGAUGAUUCCCGACGUGCAUUGGUGGAUGGGCCGGAGGCAUGGAGAGGUGGACUUACAUCUCUCGCAGGUGCUCAGCGGACAUGGAUUCUUCCGCGAGUACCUGAGCGUCUGCGGGUUUGCCUCGUCCCCGGAGUGUCCACGAUGUGCAGGGUCGGUCGAGUCAGUGGCCCACGUCAUGUUCGAGUGCCCAGUCUUCGACGAUACGCGACGAGAGCUGUUGGGCUGGGGGACACCCGAGGCAGUCCGUCAAGACAACAUCGCUGAGAAGCUGCUGGAGAGUGCGGAGUCUUGGAGCAUUCAAAGAGCAGCGAGGACCAUCACUACAGUGCUGCAGCAGCUGUGGCGCGACAAGGAAGCGCUCGCCAACGGGCGAACGGAGGCGGCUAUCGCGGAAGACGAUGAGGUCGCGCUCGAAAGUGUGGCCUCACUCUUCGGCGAGGAGAUGGAGGACGACGCGAUAAGGGACGUCACGCGGCGCGUAAACGAGUUCCGAGCUUCGCGACAGCGGUCUGCCCGCAACAGACGGCGUCGUGGCAGAGCCGACGACCGGGCACGAGUGCGUCUGGCGGCAGACGUUAGAGCAGCGCUGGAAGCCCGCGACGAUGAGAUACUGCGGGCGGCAGCAGAGGCGGAGCGCGAAGGCCGGGCUCCCCCUCCAAUUCCUCGGAGAAGCAGGGGAAGACCACCUUCACCGGAGACGGUGAGGGCUCGGCAUGAACGUCGCCUGUUUAUGCAGCGAGCGUGGAGAGCUCGAGUACAAGAGAUGGGUCCGUCAACAACGCGCCGUCGUCGGUCCACUCGAACAGAGGCGGAUAUAAUUCGGGCGCGACGGAACCGAUGCGAAAAUGAGAGACGCCGUCGUGCAUUGGCUGCAGGUCGGCGUUGGACGCCCGCGGAGGAGGCUUCCGCUAGUGAAGCGGAACUGUCGGGCCGUUGA
Messenger RNA from Anopheles arabiensis, 3513 nucleotides. RefSeq lists its product as uncharacterized. Gene Ontology annotation, molecular function: catalytic activity. Lineage: Eukaryota; Metazoa; Arthropoda; Insecta; Diptera; Culicidae. The record is from RefSeq and is a predicted model, not a curated record.